Messenger RNA from Penicillium daleae, 2370 nucleotides. RefSeq lists its product as uncharacterized. The transcript is spliced from 2 exons. Gene Ontology annotation, biological process: regulation of DNA-templated transcription. Bases 1 to 2370 code for a protein of 789 amino acids. Gene Ontology annotation, molecular function: DNA-binding transcription factor activity, RNA polymerase II-specific; zinc ion binding. The record is from RefSeq and is a predicted model, not a curated record. Lineage: Eukaryota; Fungi; Ascomycota; Eurotiomycetes; Eurotiales; Aspergillaceae.
AUGUGCGAAGCGAGUCCCCAGAGAUACAGGAUCGAGGCCAAACGAAGAAAGGUCCGCAAAGGCACUCAAAGCUGCUGGGAAUGCAAGCGGCGUAAGGUUCGGUGCAUUUUCGGCUCGCCCGCGAGUAUCAUCUGCGAUAAUUGCAAGCGACGCCGCACUUCUUGCAUCAGCCAGGAGUAUCCUGAUCAGGAAGUGCCAUCUGCAACCAGUGAUCCGAUUGAAGCGAGGCUCGGCCGAGUGGAGGCCCUUGUUAAGCAACUGGCCCAGAAUGCAGGCUUCUUUCAGUCCUUGCAAUCCCCCGGAUCCCCUGCAAGAGAUCUCCCUGAGACUCAGCAAGUAUCGCCGGCACCGGAACAUGGGGAGGAAUCCCGGGAGAGGGCCGUCUCUACGAUCAGCAACACAGCGAAGCACAUUCCCGGUCCUGAACCCUCAACCUGCUUGGGGUCGUCUUUUAUACCGCGGUCUCCAGUCACCGAGCAUCCUCGCGCUCCAGACAGACGAGCUAUAGGCAAGCACGAGGAUGUGAUCAACGGGCUUAUCGCGGCGUGGCCCGACCAGAGCGAACUUGACCUCCUUUGCAGUCUCCCCGUUGGCUCCUCGAUGUAUUUGCAUUGUGGAGUGUGCAAACAUUAUCUCAAUUCCGAAGGUCAAACCCCUCCAUCGCCGCACGAGGUUUUGCAAUCGCCCCCACCGGGGUCCCAUCCAGUGCUGGUCGCGCGUAAGCUUCUGAUGCUCGGUACCUUCCUGCAAGGAGUUCUUCCGUCCUCAGUCCAAGGCUUAGAGAAUCAGGGUAUUUCCUACCACUAUACCAUGUCCCGUGUCGUGGAUAGUGCUGUCAGACUCGUGACCACCAAUGAUGAGCUCACCGGCUCCGUGGAGGGCCUUGAGUGCAUUAUGCUUGAAGCAAUGUAUCACAACUACGCUGGAAACCUUCACAAGUCGUGGAUGGCGAUACGCAGGGCGUGCGCCGUAGCCCAGAUGAUGGCAAUACAUCGCGGUCUCAACUCACCGUCCUUGAAGAUCCUCGACCCCGAAACUCGAGCCGCGUUCGAUUCGGAUUACCUGUGCUUUCGUCUGGUCCAAAUGGACUGCUAUCUCUCGAUGAUGCUGGGGUUGCCGCAGAGCUUGCUUGAAACCGGCUUUGCAACUCCUCAGGCAUUGGAGAAAUGCCAUCCCGCUGAGCGUAUGCAGCGCAUCCACUGCCUCGUUGCUGGGCGCAUCCUACAACGCAAGGAUGCCGACGUAAACAACCUGACCGAAAUUCACCAACAUGAAAAACUGCUCCAAAAGGCUGCGGACGAGAUGCCACCCCAGUGGUGGCUAAUGCCAGACUUGAAGUCUAUCAAUAGCAGCAGAGUAGACAUUCUAUAUGAUACGAUGCGUCUCAAUGACCAACUCACUCAAUACCAUCUGCUGAUUAGACUCCAUCUGCCCUAUAUGCUGCGAUCACCAUCAGACCGCCGGUACGACCACAGCAAGAUUACCGCUGUGAAUGCCAGCCGCGAGAUUCUUUCGCGCUACGUAGCCUCCCGCAUGUCCAACCCCGGCCACUUCUACUGCCGCGGCGCCGAUUUUCUGGCCUUCGUCGGCAUUGCCGUCAUGUGCCUCACUUACAUCAACUCUCGCAGCCAGGGUCAAAGGCCGGUUGAAACACUGAACUCUGAUACCGUCUUUAACUUUCUUGCCCAUUGUCGGCCUGCUGACCGCGGCAUCAUGGAGCGUACUCUGGAAGUCAUUGAAUCCAUGGCCCGAGCUAGCCAUGAUGCGAUUUCCUCGAAAUUCUCCCGUCUCAUUCACCACCUGCUGUUCAUUGAAGCCAACGCCGCCAAUGGUACCGUGUACACCACGAGUUCAUCCAGUGGUGACGAGAGAGAGCUCGAGGUCGAGGGCAAAUUGACCAACGGUGGCAAAGCGCUACAUCUGUACAUUCCUUAUCUUGGCAAGAUCUACUUUGAGCCAGGUGUGGUUCCCAAGUGCUCUGCAACAGCGUCAACGCAACUUGAUAUGGACACGUCGACCACGCGUGAUACAGAUACAUUGGUGCCUGGUCUGUUCGAAAACACUCGAUCACUUGCUGGCUUGGAAGGUCCGCCAAUGUGCUCGAUCGACAAGCGACCGGUUGGCCCUGAUAUGGAGACUCUGCAAUCGUCAUUUACUUGGCAGCAGCCCUCUGCAUCAGUUGAAGACAUACAUCGUCAUCACGGUGCCGCCCAACCCAUCCAAUCGCUCCCUCCGCUGGAAUUUUUCGACGCAGGAGAUGACUGGGGCCUGCAGGGUGUUGACAUAGCCCUUUUUGAUAGUCUUACCCGCGGAAUCACAAUUACAGAUGCAGCUGGAGAGAAUUGGGCAGAAUGGGAUUAUCCGAAAUAG